AACAACGUGUGGCGGUUCUGCAGCUGCGGCCCAUUCUUGUGUUUGUGCUAGCGAUUCUCUCAGUUUUCUCCGGCAGCUUAAUUGAGAAUUAUAAUAGGAGCCUUUUUGGCGUACUGUACUGUUUUCGGUAGCUGUGUGCAACGUUGUCGAUUGCCAUCAUGUCUAGUGUGGAAGAUGAGCAGUUGAGUACUGAAACGGAGAAUACGAAGAACAAGCUGAACCCCACCGGGAAGAACAAUGAAACUGAUGAAGACAUCGAGGAAGAUGAAGAAGAAGAAGAGGAGGAGGAGGAUGACGACGACGACGACAAGAAAGAGGAAAGUCUUAUAAUUGAAGGCAAAAGAGAAAAGAAAAAAGUAGAGAGACUGGCAUUCCAGAUGACAAUGCCUGUUAGGGAGCCUCUUUCUGUUGAGGAAGGAAAAGGACAGAAACUUGGUGAAAUAGAGUGGAUAUAUGCAUUAAUAAGCAAAACAAAAACUGAUGAUUUGAGACCCUUGCAUAAACUCCUUUUUAAUCGGCCUGGAAUGGCGGCAAAUGUCAAGAGAAAUAUCCGACUUUUUAGUGGAUUUCCAUUUGAAGAAGGCAGUGACCAAUAUAAAAAGAAACAUGAAGUUCUUAAAAAGUAUAAAAAUGCCAUAUUGAGAACAAUCUGUGGAGUUCUUGGUCUGGAAAAGUCCGGCAAACAUGAGGACAUUGUUAUAAGAAUUUUAAAUUUUCUAAUGGAGCCAAAAGAAUUGAAAAAGUCCUUGCCAAAGUCAAUGAAAAAGCUCCAGAAAGGUGAGAAGAGAAAGAGUGCAUCUGCUGGGUCUGCAAAGAAAUCAAAGUCAAAGGGCAAGAGAUCUGCAGAGAUACUAAUAGAUGAAUCAAGCAGUGAAGAUGAAGAUAAAAGCAAAAAGCGUUCUUCUGAGGAAAGUGAAGAAGAAGUAGUUAAAGAGCCACCAAAAAAGAAAAUAAAGAAAGAAAAAGUACAACCAAAAGGAAAGAAACAGAAUACUAAGCCUUCAAGUGUGAAGAAAGCAGACAGCAGUACCACCAAGAAAGGGCAGAGUAAUACCAAACAAGAAAGUGAAAGUGACAGCUCCGAUGAUGAACCACUUAUCAAAAUGUUGAAAAUACCACCUUCUGAUGAUGAUCUGCGAGCUACAGUAAAAAUGUUGUUAGAAGAUGUCAACCUGGAGGAAGUAACCAUGAAACAAGUUUGCAAGAAAGUCUAUGAAAAGUAUCCAGAUCAUAACCUAACAAACAGAAAAGAAUUUAUUAAAAAGACAGUAAAAGAGUUAAUUUCAUGAUUAAGUACGUGAGCAGUGAUGGACUAAAACAGAAGACUAUUUGUGAUUCUUAAGAGAGAAAUUUAUUAACAGGAAGAAGUUUGUACUUUGUAAUGCUUAAGGUUUUUUGUUUAUUUUUUUAUAAAGAUUUCAUUUUUCUUUUUAUCAGAUAAACAUGUAAAUGGAUUCUGCAUUACCUUCUCUUUGUUUAUUGUCCUCUAUUACUAGUUUAUUGUAUUCUCUAAUACAUAAGCAUGGUUCUGUGGUGAUGUUUUUACAUUGUGAGAAACUUUGUACAUUUAUUUCUGGAACAGUUUGUUUAGUCAUGAAGUUGUUUGUUUGUUUUUCAUAUAUUGCUGGGUUUUGUUCUUCAGUAUUAAGUGCCACUGAAGACUAGUUAAAUGUCUUAUUCAUUGCUAUGAUCAUCUUUCUUUGUUUUAUUUAGUCAGAUCUUUCAUUUUUAGAGCCUAAGGCAAUAUUGUGUGUUUAAAGCCAAAAUGGGGUUGGAAUUCAAUAUGGUUUUUAAAAGCUCUGGGUCAUAUUCUUUAUCAGUAUUUUACAGUGCCAGUUACACAGUAUUCCUUAAAUUCUCAUACUGCAGUCAAUGAGGUUGAUUGAUCAUAUACAGCAUAUCAAUGACCAUUAUUAAAUUUUAUUUAAAGAAUAUUCCAGUACGCUCAUGAUGUAUUUUAAGCAUUCAUGGCAUGUCUACCAAAUAAAAGUCUGUAGACUCAUAGUAUUUUGGCUGUAAAUCGAUAUGUGUACAUAUUGUGAUUUCUGUCACUAUGUAAUAACAUAUGUAAUGCAUUUUUAAUAUGAUGUUUAAAAACUUUGGUGAUCCCUCCUUGCUGAACAAAGUUAUCAACAUGUAUAUGUGAGGGUGCAUAUGCAUAUUUAAUAAAACAUUCCCUUUUUUUUUAAUUAAACUGGACACUUUCUGCACAGCAAUUUUAUAAUUUUCUUGAUUUGUGAAAUUUGAUUAGUGUUUUGGCAAGUCUUAAUCUUUCGGUGUGAAUAGAUGAUAUAUUUUCAAAUGACAGCCAAAUAUCCCCAAAAAACUUGGCUAGUGAACAUGAAGUAAAAUCCUGUGACUAAAACUCAAUUUUAGAAGGAACCUUGUGAUAAGAAAAUGUAUAAUAUAAAAGAACCGAUCAAGAAAGAAAUUAAAGCACAUAUUGUAAAUACUUUAGCUGUGCAGAAUAUGUCGUCAUUGAUUUUUUUUGUACAUGUUUUAUUGGGCAUGGAUUAUUUUACAUGAAAAUUGUGUUUAAUUUUGUAGCUACUAACGUUUUCAGUAAAUGAAAAUUUAUAUAUGCCCAGAAAAUAAGAAUUGAUUAUUUUAAUUCAUAAUUAUGUUUACCUGUCAUUUUUUAGAUUUGUCAUUAUCUUUUAUCUUUGGGCUGAAAUGUAAAUUUCAUUCAGUUUUAAUUUGCUUCAUAAUGAAAGUUACUAAUUAUACCACAAUAGUUUUAGACCAUUUCCUUUUUGUUUCUUUUGUAAAGAAAGUGUUAUGGCAAAAUAAUGUACUUCAGCGUGUUCACAGUCAAGAAAAGCUUUUAAAGAAAAUGUUUUCUGCAAUUUUUUUAAAAUGUUAAAUUCAUUAAAUAUAUUCAGGAGACCAAA
This is a messenger RNA of Polypterus senegalus (gray bichir), 2891 nucleotides long. RefSeq names its product protein DEK-like. Gene Ontology annotation, molecular function: DNA binding; histone binding. The transcript is spliced from 11 exons. The coding region runs from base 159 to 1289 and encodes 376 amino acids. The record is from RefSeq and is a predicted model, not a curated record. Lineage: Eukaryota; Metazoa; Chordata; Cladistia; Polypteriformes; Polypteridae. Gene Ontology annotation, biological process: chromatin organization; regulation of double-strand break repair. Gene Ontology annotation, cellular component: nucleus.